AUGGCAUUUACGAUUGCCGGAAAACCAGUUGGUCGGAUCGGCGUCGGGAUGAUGAGUUUGACGUAUCCGGGGAAGUGUCCGUCUACCGAAGAUGCCAUCGCCAUUCUCAAAGCAGCACUCGAAAAGGGAGCCAAUUUCUGGAACGCGGGCGAGCAUUACGGGACCGUAGAUUACAACUCGCUCCAUCUGUUGCGCGCAUACUUCGAGAAGCAUCCCGAAGACCGGGAGAAAGUGGUCGUGUGUGUCAAAUCAUGCUUCCACGUCGGGACGCGCCGUCCAGCAGUCGAUGCGAAGAGCGUCAGAGAAUCUAUCGAGCGCUGCCUCCAGGUUCUCAACGGCAGCUGUCGCAUCGACGUGUUCCAGCCAGGACGUUUGGAUCCUAACAUCCCCAUCGAGGAGACCGUCAAGGCCGUUGCGGAUUACGUUCAAGCCGGCAGCAUUGGAUCCCUCGGCCUAGGCGAGUGCAGUGCAGCAUCAAUUCGCCGCGCUUCCGAAAUCACUCCGGUUGCACUCGCAGAAAUCGAGAUCAGUCUCUUCGAGAGGAGCAGCUUCCGCAACGGCGUGGCAGAGGCUUGCAAAGAGCUCAACGUGCCAAUCGUGGCUUUCAGCCCGCUGAGCAAAGGCCUCUUGACCGGUACGUAUAGGCAUCACGACGACAUUCCGGAAGGGGAUAUCAGGAAGAAGUUCUUCCCUCGCUUUGGGAGAGAAGCUUUCGAGCAGAAUUCAAAAGUUGUCGAUGAGGUUGAGAAGGUGGCGAGGCGCAAGGGCUGCACAAUCAGCCAGGUCGGGCUUGCGUGGGUCGCGGCGCAGGGCGAGAGGAUCAGCACGCCGGUCAUGCCCAUCCCGAGUGUGUCUUCGAUAGCACGAGUGGACGAGAACAUGGCGGACAUCCGCCUGACCCGGGCUGAACUGCAGGAGAUAGAGGAGGUGCUCGGCGCCAUCGAAAUCAAGGGUGGCCGGGCACCGGCGGGGAUGGAGCAAUACACGGAAGUCUGA
This is a messenger RNA of Neohortaea acidophila, 996 nucleotides long. Its product is annotated as aldo/keto reductase. The coding region runs from base 1 to 996 and encodes 331 amino acids. The record is from RefSeq and is a predicted model, not a curated record. Gene Ontology annotation, cellular component: cytoplasm. NCBI's taxonomy places the organism in Eukaryota, Fungi, Ascomycota, Dothideomycetes, Mycosphaerellales, Teratosphaeriaceae. The transcript is spliced from 2 exons.